Pistacia vera is the source of this 2615-nucleotide messenger RNA. RefSeq names its product formin-like protein 4. Gene Ontology annotation, biological process: actin nucleation; actin cytoskeleton organization. The record is from RefSeq and is a predicted model, not a curated record. Gene Ontology annotation, molecular function: actin filament binding. The transcript has 2 exons. The coding region runs from base 92 to 2497 and encodes 801 amino acids. NCBI's taxonomy places the organism in Eukaryota, Viridiplantae, Streptophyta, Magnoliopsida, Sapindales, Anacardiaceae.
AAACCAAAAACAAUAAAACAAACCAAGUUAAAAGAGGAUUAAUAAACAGUUUUUCAGUUUCAAAAACUCUUUCUUCUACCUCUUGGGUUUCAUGGCUGCCAAAUUUCUUCUUCUUCUUCUCUUCUUUUACGUUAUUCCUUUCUCUUCUUCCCAGCCUCAGAAUAUUGAAACUUUCUUUCCGUUUGACCUUCCAUCUCCACCUCCUGCACCAACACCAGCACCUAAUUCACCAACAAAUCCAUCACCUCCACAAGAAUCACCACAAUUACAACCCCCGCCACCGCUGCCUCCGCCGCCUGUAUCACCGCCGGAAUCAAACUCUUCGUCAAAUCAGAACACCAUUGUAAGGGCAGUGGCUGUCACUGCAGCCGGCACUAUAAUUGUUGCUGCCGUAUUUUUCUUUCUACUGCAAAAGUAUUUUAUUGCACGACGUCGAAGAGACAAAGUUGGUAAUAUUUCCCAACCUGGAAAUGGUCAUGGUCCACAGGGUGGCCAGCUUACCACUUUGCCUCCAAAUGAUUUCACAAGAUUUGAUGGGAAUGUCAGAGGGUUGAUUGUGGAUGAAAAUGGAUUGGAUGUGCUUUACUGGAGAAAGCUUGAAGAGGGCGACAAGAACCAGCUCAGGAGUUUUGAGAAAGAGAUUUUACAGAGUCCUCCAAGUAGUGAUGAAGAUAAAUUAAAUGAAACGACGAUGAAAAAGUCUGAGGAAAUACAAGAAGUUCCUCUACUUAGAGGAAGUUCUUCAUCAUCUUCCUACAAUUCGAUUAGACCCGAAGAGACUUAUCAAAAUCGAAUUAUGGCUUCUAAGGCACCCCCUCCAUCAGUUUCCUUCAGGACUAUUGAAGAAAAAGAAAAACCAAUUCAACCGUCUACUCCUUCUCUUCCCCCGGCACCACCACCACCACCACCACCACCCCCGCCAAGUCAAAACAACAACAGACCUUCGCCUCCUCCGCCAUCUCCACCAAUUCCAGGAAAGAAAAAUCCCAGUCCACCUCCUCCACCACCAAAGGCUGGUGGUUUGAAAACAUCUUUAAAACCACCUUCAGGGUCUAAAGGGUCUUCAAGUGAGGUAGGAGAUCCUUCUGCAAGUGGAAAUGGUCAGGUAAAAUUGAAACCGUUGCAUUGGGAUAAGGUGAACAAAAAUGGAGAAAAAUCAAUGGUGUGGGACAAAAUUGAUAAUGGUUCCUUCAGGUUUGAUGGUGAUCUUAUGGAAGCACUAUUCGGAUAUGUAGCUAGUAAUCGGAAAUCGCCUCCAAGAACCAAUGACUCAAGGGACCCAAAGAAUCCCAACUCACAGAUUUUGAUUCUUGAUGCCCGAAAGUCUCAGAAUACUGCAAUUGUGCUCAAAUCUCUGGCACUCUCUCACAAAGAACUACUCAAUGCGCUUAACGAGGGCAAAGGCCUAAAUGCAGAAACUCUUGAAAGGCUAAACACGAUUGCCCCAAAUAAAGAGGAACAAUCCCAAAUCCUCAAAUUCGAAGGUGAUCCAACCAGGCUAGCUGAUGCUGAAGCCUUCCAUUUCCACAUUCUGAAAGCCAUUCCCUCAACGUACACUCGUCUUCAUGCUAUGCUGUUUACAUCAAACUAUGACACAGAGAUUCUCUAUCUCAAGGAUUCUAUACAAACACUUGAGUUGGGAUGUAGGGAGCUUCGAACUCGAGGACUCUUUAUGAAACUCUUGGAGGCAAUACUCAAGGCCGGAAACAGAAUGAAUGCAGGAACUGCCCGCGGCAAUGCACAAGCUUUCGACCUUACAGCUCUUAGAAAACUCUCUGACGUUAAAAGCGCUGACGGCAAAACUACUCUGCUUCACUUUGUGGUAGAAGAAGUAGUUCGCGCAGAGGGAAGACGUUGUGUUAUCAAUACUAAUAAGAACUUAAGUCGCAGCAGCAGCCGGAGUAGCAACAGCAGCAUAAAUUCUGAGUAUUCAACACCAAAAGAGGAUAAAGAAAAGGAAUAUAUGAUGCUAGGAUUACCAGUGGUAGGAGGCCUCAGUGCCGAGUUCUCUAAUGUUAAAAAAGCCGCUACAAUUGAUUAUGACACCUUUUGUUCAACUUGCUCUUCACUCUCAGCCCGUGCAGCAGAAAUUCGGGAGCUUGUAUCCGAAUGUUCUGCUGACGGAGGCGGAGGAUUUGUUAAAGAAAUGAAAGGUUUUCUUGACGCAGCUGAAAAUGAGCUGAAGGUGCUGAGAGAAGAGCAAACGAGGGUGAUGCAACUUGUAAGGAAAACUACAGAAUAUUAUCAAGCAGGAGCUGCAAAGAAUAAGGGAGCACAUCAACUGCAACUGUUUGUUAUAAUUAAAGAUUUUCUGGGGAUGGUUGAUCAAGUUUGUGUGGAAAUUGCUAGAAAUUUGCAAAGGAGAAGGGCAUCGGCGUCAGGCAUUGGAUCGUCACCGCAGUCACCAGGAUUGAGAACUGUGAGGUUCCCAAACUUGCCGGAACAUUUCUUGACGGAUAAGUCCAGGAGCAAUUCUAGCGGAUCAGAUUCUGAUUAAUCCUGAAGAGGUACAUAUACAAUUUGUUUGAAAAUAUAAUUGAUUUUAUGUAUAUAGAUUUUGAUUUUAGAACAAAGGAUCAAUAGGAAAAUAAAUACAACUGAGUGAUUUUUUUGUA